Seminavis robusta is the source of this 2172-nucleotide messenger RNA. Lineage: Eukaryota; Bacillariophyta; Bacillariophyceae; Naviculales; Naviculaceae. The record is from the annotation of a GenBank genome assembly.
AUGCCCGAUCGAAUGGACAGCGAUGCCGGGGUCAAGAAACGACUACCCAACAAGAAUCUCUCCUUUACUGGAUACAGCACCGAGGAGAGCAACACGGGUGACAGAAACAACAAUAAGGGCAAAAAGCGAGCGGGAAAACGUUCCGAUGCCGAUGGCAGCAAAGGAGACGUUGGCAAGGCAUCGGUGAUUUGGAUGGUCCUCGUCAUUGGGUUAAUCUUUUGUUUGAUGGAUGCCAUGUACAUUGCCCGGGUCUUGGAUCGACCGGGAAAUGCCGCCGAUAACGAAUCCAUGGAUCUCAUGUCGGCCGAACGAAUUUUGGAAGAAUUAAAGAAACAACAAAAACCCCAACCACAGGUCUUUAGCAGUCAUUACAGCAGCAGCAGAUUGGGGUCCGAGAUGACCGACGCAUUGAUGAAACAACAGCUCCAAAUGAGAGCGCAACAACAAGCGGACAAGUUCGAUGGUGUGACACCCCAAAUGGUUGAAGUAGUAGAUCAAAACUCACAGCAGCAACAGCAAAAAGAACAAAAGGGAGGAUGGUUCAGUGCCCUCCGCAAUGCCGCCCGUCGACAACGAUUGACACCCGAACAACAGGCCGAACGUAAACGAAAACGACAAGAAGAAGAAAAAGAAGCCGAAGGAAAACGCAUCAAAAUGAUCAAAAUGGCAGCACUCGAAGCCAUGAAGGCCGAACACGGCGGAAAACUGCCGGAUGAUAUGAUUGACAAGGCACUCGAAAAUGACGAAGCCUUCAAACCACGACCCAUGGAAUACUACAAAGAUCAGGCCAUGAUGGAUGGCAAGAAACAGAUUCUAGACCUCUUCAUUGAUGCUGGACUCAAGAAUAUGGACGAUUCCACCUACAAAGUAUUGCCCAGUUGGGAGGACGUUAGCACACUGUAUGGAGAGGAACCACGUAUUAUUGGUUUGGAACAAUGCAAAACAUUCCUAGCAAAGGGAAAUCCUUGGGAUCACUUUGUUUCCACAGCCGGUACCUUUAAUUCUGGAACCAAUCUCAUGGCAGAAAUGCUCAUUCACAAUUGUCACAUGGAAGAACGCAUGAAAAAACUUGGAGCACAAAACAGAGGGAUCCGAUGGCAAGUGCCCUGGGGGAAACAUACUCCUCCCGGAGACGAAGAGUACCGAGUGGAACACAAAUCCAUGAAGGACAAAAAUGUCGAUGCCAACAUGAUUCUACCCGCCGUCACUGUCCGCGACCCGUACUACUGGAUGCAGUCCAUGUGCAAACAUCACUACACGGCCAGUUGGAGGGCCAGCGAUCGAUGUCCCAACUUGACUCCCUCGGAAGCCGAUGUGGCCUCAUACCCCAUGUUACGCGACAAGGAUUACUAUCCACUUUCCGUUCGAUACGCCGACUUUCAUAGACAUCACAAGAGUUUGACAGGUCUGUGGAAUGAUUGGUACAAUGAAUACAAGGGUGUGGAAUUCCAACGGCUCUUUGUCCGGUACGAAGAUCUGUUGUUCCAUCCCAAAAAUGUCACCCAAACCGUCUGUCACUGCGCGGGAGGUACCAUGAAUAAAGGGAAAUUCCAAUACGUGGUCGAUUCGGCCAAGAAGGGACUUGGUGCCCACGGAUCGGUUCGAACGGGGUAUAUUGAUGCCAUUAUCAAAUACGGUCACGAACGCAAUCGAUACAACGGAUUUCAUCCAGAUGAUUUGAUCUACGCCCGCAAAUCACUCGAUGUAGACUUGAUGAAAGACUUUGGAUACAAGUACCACCCCGAACACUUGGAACAGCAUAAUGAAAAGAAGGACGAGGGAGAAGGCGACGGUGGCAAUGAACACGCGGACGAAAUGGAAGUCAAGGUGGAACACAAGGAGGAACACGAGGAGCCCGAGGUUCCCGACGACAAGGAAGUCCAGGGCGAAGAAAAUGCUGAAGAAGCGAAGGAAGCCGACAACAAGGAGGAAGUCGCAGAAGAGGAAAAGAGUGCUGACGUUGGCGACAAAAUUGAUGCUGCAGUAGAAAAGGACGCUGGUGAGGCAGAAGAAGAUGUGGAGAAUGCCGACAAUAAGGAUGCUGGUGGUGAAGAAGGUGAGGACAAGGAAGAAGGCGAAGACAAGGAAAAUGGCGACAACGAGGAUAAGGAUGAUGAGGAUGACAAGAGCGACUCGGAGGAGAAGAAGGAUAGUCAAGAGGAGCGGCGUUGA